This is a messenger RNA of Etheostoma spectabile (orangethroat darter), 1175 nucleotides long. It is a transcript of the gene bbc3, whose product is annotated as BCL2 binding component 3. Lineage: Eukaryota; Metazoa; Chordata; Actinopteri; Perciformes; Percidae. Bases 327 to 1022 code for a protein of 231 amino acids. The transcript is spliced from 4 exons. The record is from RefSeq and is a predicted model, not a curated record.
AAACCGCUCAGACUGACAACAUCCCGGACAGAGAAGAGCACCGACGAGACGCGGCUCCGUGAUUCGGUACAUCUCCUCGGUGGUUUUUGUUUUGAUGGGUUAAUCUAACAGAAAAACUAACUGAAUAUUAACUGAAACAACCCAAACCUGGAAACUUGACAUGGAAUAACACAUUUUCCACCGGAGUGGCCCUUUUUUCCAUCUUGUGGUUCUUCGCCGGUUGUUGAGGCACAUUUCAUCCCGUCUGAUGUCCACCUGUUCCGGCCGGUUUGUGACCUGCAGACAGCCUCACCACGGAGCGGCAGAUAGACCAAACUCCUACUGAGAUGGCCCGUGCAGAGACCAUCGAGAACGUCGGGGAAACUGGAGGAAGCGGAGGAAGCGGCCCUCUUCCCGGCCACAACACCUGCCGCAUGGAGCUGCCUCGCCCCUUCUACAACUGGCCCGGCCUGCUCACCUCCACCAGCACCUCCCCCGGCUCGGGGACCGGUCCCAGACACCUCUACCACAACCACCACCAUUUGCACCCGUUGCAGGCCCUGUACCUGUCUUACCCGCUGGCUCACCCCCGCCCAGAGGGCAGGAGCGAGCCCCAGACUCACCAGCAGUCACCUGCGUUAUCGCCGUCACCAGCGCCUCCACGCUCGCCGCUCUGCAACCGGAGGGAAGGGAGGAGCGGAGGCGCAGGAGCACCCAGUGCCUUCUCAGGAGAGCAGUCGGAAUCGUACAGAGAGGAACGCCAGGAGGCCUCCAGCCGGCAGGGACCUCUGCCAGACCUGCUGCCCCAGAAUGAGCACCCAUCCUGGGCUUCCCCACAUCACAGAGCCCCCAGAGAAGAGGCAGUGCAGGACCUGGAGGUCAGGAGAGUGGCCAACCAGCUGAGGGCCAUCGGAGAUGAAUUUAACGCCACAGUCCUCCUCAGAGCGCACGCCGCCCCCCACUGGCAGGACUGGAGAGACGCUUGUCGAGGACUCCUCAACUUCAUCACCCAGACUCUCAGCACUCUCUACAGGCUCACUUAGAGAGACAGGGAGACGCCUCACCUGCGUGCACCGGCUACCAUGCCGGCCGACUUCAUACAUUCAGGACUUAGCCAUGGACCGUCGGACUGUGGCUAGUGAACGGAGCAACCCCGACUGGUUGCUGCACUGUCAUCUAUUUGAACCCGGAGGAUU